CCACUUCUGACCGGGGAGCCAGCUCCCCAUCCUGAAAAACCUGUCUGGGGGCCUGCCCUGAGGCUGGAGGGCCCAAAGGGCAGGUUGGACAGGAUUCCCCUGCAGCCACUCCCACCGCAAGACAAAAUCAGCCACCUGGGGGGCCAAGUGGCACUUGCUUCAGGAAGCCCCAGCCUGCCAGCACCUGUCCCAGCUCCCAGCUAUGGCAUCCCCGCUGCCGCUGCCGGUCAGGGCCUUGCCCUUGAUCCUGAUGCUGCUGACUGUCCUGGCCCUGGGGACUGCAGCAGACUUCAACAUCUCAAGCGUCUCUGGUCUGCUGUCCCCUGCGCUGACGGAGAGCCUGCUGGUUGCUCUGCCCCCCUGUCACCUCACAGGGGGCAAUGCCACACUGAUGGUCCGGAGAGCCAAUGACAGCAAAGUGGUGAAGUCCAGCUUCGUGGUGCCUCCGUGCCGCGGGCGCCGGGAGCUGGUGAGUGUGGUGGACAGUGGGGCUGGCUUCACCGUCACCCGGCUCAGUGCCUACCAGGUGACAAACCUCGUGCCCGGGACCAGAUACUACGUUUCCUACCACGUGACGAAGGGGGCAUCUGCUGAGUCCAGUAGAGAGAUCCCAAUGUCCACGCUUCCUCGGAGGAAGAUGGAAUCCAUUGGGCUGGGCAUGGCCCGGACGGGGGGCAUGGUGGUCAUCACAGUGCUGCUCUCUGUCGCCAUGUUCCUGCUGGUCGUGGGCUUCAUCGUCGCCCUGGCACUGGGCGCCCGAAAGUGAGGAGGCCCUCACCAGGCAGCAGGCCUCCGGAAGGUCCGGGAAGGUCUGCUCUCCAUUCCCCCAGCCCUCGCUUUGCCCUCUGUGCCUGCCUUCUCUCCUGAAAAGGCUGCCUGCUCCCAGGCCUCAACCAGGAGGCUUUGGUUCUUUGGGUGCCUUCACCCCCCCUCCCUGCCCCCUCUCACUGGAGCCCUUUCCUCCCUCUGCCCCUCCCCUUGUCCCCAGAGCCUCACCUUCUCCCCACACUCCCUAUAACCCCCUCACCCCACUUGUGUCAGAAUGGACGCGCCUUCCACUUCACCUCUUUAAUCUCUCCCCCUCAACAAUUCA
Messenger RNA from Hyaena hyaena (striped hyena), 1093 nucleotides. It is a transcript of the gene UPK2, whose product is annotated as uroplakin 2. NCBI's taxonomy places the organism in Eukaryota, Metazoa, Chordata, Mammalia, Carnivora, Hyaenidae. Gene Ontology annotation, cellular component: apical plasma membrane. The record is from RefSeq and is a predicted model, not a curated record. Gene Ontology annotation, biological process: epithelial cell differentiation. Bases 203 to 766 code for a protein of 187 amino acids. The transcript is spliced from 5 exons.